UGUAUGAAACGUAAAUGAAACGAGACACAAGAGAUAGUGCUAAUAUUAAGCUUCCACUUCAAGUAUGUCUCAGUUAUUAGUUUCUCUGAAUUUAACACCAGGAAACGAUUCUUUUUAACCAGCACUGUAGUCAUGUAAUUUAAAGGCUUGCAUUUCCUAAGCUAUGCGGGGCCGCUGUGUUAGGUGAAUGUUGUUUCUGAAAUAUAGCGCCAGGCGGCUACGUCUCUCUCGUAUUCUGUGAAAGUGAAAGCAACUGGAGGGCAAUUUUGACAGCUGAGACUAGGGAACGAACAACAUUUACUACCCCUGUCUGAUAAUUAACAAGCCGGCCUCAAAACCUGCAUCUCUUGUUGAAAACAGCUUAUCCGGAAUUUUCUUUUCGUGUUUGGAAACUGACACUGCGGUGGUGAGAAUCCCAUUAAGCUCCCCGCUUAACUGAAGAUCGAGAUGUCUUGUUGAGUAAAUUACUGGCACUGGAUUGUAACUGUUGAACCUUGGCAUCUGACCACAGAAUCUGCAGUGUCUGUCUUCUCCAGAUAAAGAACAAAAAAAAGGCACACAGGGAGAUAACUAUGUGAAUAUCAGACUCCUGGCUGCUGAGAAGAUAUCUUCUGAUUGCAAAAGCCAAACAGCAAACAGCUUGAUAUGGAGGGUUUCCUAAUCUGAAUCACCAGUGCUUCUCAAGUAAUUAGUUAUGAUGGACCUGUUUCAGUCUGCCUUGACCACCAUGACACCGGCCCAAAACAGCACAAACUCAGACAGCAACGACGGUUUUGGAACGAAGACAAAUUCGACCACAAACAUUGUCACGCCACUCCUGGUGCUGUUCCUGCUGCUUCUAAUCUGCAUUCUUUCAGCUGUCUAUUUUCUCAGGUUUAGAAAACAGAGGAAGGCAGAUGCCAGUACUGUGGACAAGAAGAUACCAAAUGGCAUUUUAGAAGAACAAGACCUCAUUAAAGAUCAGGAGGACAAUGCUGGAGAGCUGAGCACACCGUGCUCUCAAGAACAACAGACUGUCAUGCUCCUCACAAGAUCACCAUCUGCUUCUAAGAAGUACUUCCCUAUUCCUGUUUACUGCUUGGAGAAGGAGUACAGGAUACGCUCUGCCGAUGAUGGCAAACUCUUUCGGGAGGAGUUCAAUUCUUUGCCAAAUGGGUAUACACAAGGCACAUGCGAGGAGGCCAACAGGGAAGACAACAAAGAAAAAAACAGAUAUCCAAACAUCCUUCCAUAUGACCAUUCCAGGGUGAUUCUGACGCAGAUUGAUGGCAAUCCUUGUUCAGACUAUAUAAAUGCCUCUUACAUCGAUGGAUACAAGGAAAAGAACAAAUUUAUAGCUGCACAAGGUCCGAAGCAGGAAACCGUUGCAGAUUUCUGGAGAAUGAUAUGGGAACAGAAAUGUGCAACUAUUGUGAUGUUAACAAAUUUAAAAGAAAGAAAAGAGGAUAAAUGUGAUCAGUACUGGCCUGACCAGGGCUGCUGGACGUAUGGGAAUGUUCGUGUUGCAGUGGAAGAUUUCACAAUCCUCGUGGACUACACAAUACGCAAGUUUUGUGUACAGUAUCAGACGAGUGAGGGCUCCAAGGCCCCCCGAUUGAUAACGCAGCUUCACUUCACCAGUUGGCCGGAUUUUGGAGUGCCUUUCACACCCAUCGGAAUGCUCAAGUUUCUGAAGAAAGUAAAGUCAGUCAACCCCUCCUUUGCCGGCCCCAUUGUGGUUCACUGCAGUGCUGGCGUAGGCAGGACAGGGACCUUUAUCGUGAUUGACGCUAUGAUUGACAUGAUGAACACAGAGCAGAAAGUGGAUGUAUUUGCAUUAGUGUCAAGAAUACGAGAGCAACGUUCACAGCUUGUUCAGACUGAUAUGCAGUACUCCUUCAUAUAUCAAGCACUUCUGGAAUACUACCUCUAUGGUGACACAGAACUUGAUGUCUCCUCCUUGGAGGGACACUUACAGAAGCUGCACAAUACCUCAGCUCCGUUUGACAGAGUUGGGCUAGAAGAGGAAUUUAAAAAAUUAACUAAUGUUCGAAUAAUGAAGGAGAACAUGAGGACGGGUAACCUGCCGGCAAAUAUGAAGAAAAACAGGGUACUUCAGAUCAUUCCAUAUGACUUCAACAGAGUAAUUCUCUCAAUGAAAAGGGGUCAGGAAAAUACAGAUUACAUCAAUGCAUCAUUUAUAGAUGGCUAUCGACAGAAGGAUUACUUCAUUGCAACCCAGGGCCCUUUGUCACAGACAGUGGAUGAUUUCUGGCGAAUGGUGUGGGAAUUGAAGUCUCAUUCUAUUGUAAUGCUCACAGAGCUACAAGAAAGAGAACAGGAAAAGUGCUUCCUGUACUGGCCAUCAGAGGGCUCUGUAACACAUGGAGACUGGACAGUAGAGAUAAAGGGAGAUGUCCGCUGUGACACUUUCAGUGUGAGAGAUUUUAUGCUGUCAUUCAGCCCAGAGAAACAGACGAGGCUAGUCCGCCAGUUCCACUUCCACGGGUGGCCUGAAAUUGGGAUCCCAGCCGAUGGGAAAGGGAUGAUCGACAUCAUAGCAGCUGUGCAGAAACAGCAGCAGCAGUCCGGGAACCACCCCAUCAUAGUGCAUUGCAGUGCCGGAGCUGGAAGGACGGGUACAUUUGUUGCACUCAGUAACAUCCUUGAGCGAGUGAAGGCUGAAGGUCUUUUAGACGUGUUUCAAACUGUGAAAAGUUUACGCAUGCAGAGACCCCACAUGGUGCAAACACUGGAACAGUACGACUUUUGCUAUAGAGUGGUACAAGACUUUGUCGACAUUUUCUCAGAUUAUGCCAACUUUAAGUGAAUAACUGCCUUUUAAAUGCUGGUUGGCCAGGAUUUUUUGUAUAACUGUGUUAAAUUAUCAUAUAUUUUGCUAUGCACUUGCCCUUAAAAAAUGCAUAAAAGCUGUAUCAUAUUGUCUUAUACCUUUGUUUUCAGUGCAAAUGCCAAAAGGAAUUGCUGAUGUAAAUGAUACAUGAUGUAAAUUAAAUAUUUAAUGUCAUGAAAUUUGACAGAAUUACAUGUAUAUGAAAUUGGGUAUUCAGAUAUGGCCAAAUGUUGUGCAUUACCUAGAAUUUUAGGAUUAACACAUAAUUAAAAACUAAAAUGAUAUGGACAUAAUUUAGAUUUAUUUAACACCAUGUAAUCAAAUAAACUACAGAAUUAUAUUGGAAAAGUCCACCUGAAGCCAGAAUAGUUAGUUGUACAGUAUUUCAUGUUAGAUUUCAAAAUGUCACAUUUUUCAAUUUGUCAGUUUUUCAAUAAGUAUAUGGAAAACUACAAUGUAUGUAACUCAGUAUUUUAACACCUUAUUCAGCAGGUCUCAGUUGACUUUAUGAAGCAAACUCAGUUCAUUCUAUAUAGUGAUGCAAAACAUUUGGCCAGAGCUGUAGCAGUAGUAG
Molecule: messenger RNA, 3407 nt
Organism: Polyodon spathula (Mississippi paddlefish)
Lineage: Eukaryota; Metazoa; Chordata; Actinopteri; Acipenseriformes; Polyodontidae
Product: receptor-type tyrosine-protein phosphatase epsilon-like
Exons: 22
Coding region: 695-2809 (704 amino acids)
Biological process (GO): protein dephosphorylation
Molecular function (GO): protein tyrosine phosphatase activity
Source: RefSeq, a predicted model, not a curated record